AUGUUCUGGUCAGGCGAUACCUCUGACCUCCCCCAAAACUCUACUCUCUGCCCCACCGACCCCCAUCAACAGGAAUAUCAAUGCUUUCCUCACCUUGACGACCCCAUCCCUCCCCUUCCCGACUACCGCCCGUCCUCCCCGCUCUUCUCCCUCCCUAUCCCUCCCCUCGACUCCCUCCCCGACCAGCUCGUCUACCUCCCCCCGGACCCGCACGAGCCGCUGGCGGACUCUGAGCUCUACAGCUUCCUCGAACAGGAUAGAGAGGGAGCAGGGUAUGACUUGCUUGGCGAUGUGCCACCUAGCACCCUGUCUGGCUCCUCCGCGUUGCCGAUCGCCAACCCCGUGGCGGUACUUGAGACUGUGAUGCCGGAGCCGAGAAGGAAGCGGGGGCGAGGGAUGAUCAAGCUGGGGGCGGGCUGGACGGUGAUCCAGGGGGGCAGGAUCAAGCGGCAUCUGCCAACGGGAGAGGAAAUCAGAGAAGCUGCAAGCAAUGGAGGAGAGGUCGAAGAGGAAGGGAAGACUCCUUGUCAGGGUUUGAGGGGAGGGCUGGUGCAGCCGGGGUCAGCACGGCAAUAG
Molecule: messenger RNA, 576 nt
Organism: Guillardia theta CCMP2712
Lineage: Eukaryota; Cryptophyceae; Pyrenomonadales; Geminigeraceae
Exons: 1
Coding region: 1-576 (191 amino acids)
Source: RefSeq, a predicted model, not a curated record